CAAAUGUACUUUAGCUCUGAGCUCUAUGCAACCACAAUUGUUCUAAAUAUGCACUGAUGCAUUGUGAUAUAUUAUUGUGGAAAUUGAAUACUUAUUGAUUUUCACUUGCUUAUAAGCCUAUAAUAUAUAAUAUCCAAGUCAAUGAUAAAGCAGGCCGGCCUUUUCUAUCAGCCCUAUAUUCUUAUUGAACCUUGUUAGAGAAAUCAAUAACUAAUGCACAUAUAUAUGAUGUACAGUAUAUAUAUUGCAAGACUAAAUAACAAGUAGAUAAUUGUCUUGAGGGGCAAGAUUAAGCAUAUUAGGUUGAUCAGGCAUUGGUAUGACAAUGGAGGAUCCUAAGAAGGUGGAAGAAGGAUUUGGAUACUCAGGUAACGAAGGAACUUAUGAUGAAUAUUUCAAUGAGGUCAAGAAAGACCAAAGCACGGAGCAUGAUAAACAGAUGGAGCAGAGGGUGGCACCAGAACAUAUGCCCUCAAUCAAACUAAAAGAUGAUGAUCAACAAACAGCCUCCAUAACUAACAAACCAAAGAACAAAAGGAUUGCGUCUUUGGAUGCCUUUAGAGGCCUUGCUAUAGUGUUGAUGAUUUUGGUAGAUGACGCUGGAGGUGUAUAUCCACGUAUAGAUCAUGCACCAUGGAACGGUUGCACUUUGGCAGACUUCGUCAUGCCUUUUUUCCUUUUCAUUGUGGGACUUGCAAUUGCCCUUGCCCUCAAGAGGGUUCCAAAGAUGAGGGUUGCAAUCAAAAGGAUAUUUGUAAGGACCAUUAAGCUCAUGUUUUGGGGAAUUCUUCUGCAAGGAGGAUACUCACAUACCCCCUAUGAGUUGGUUUAUGGAGUUGACAUGAAGAAGAUCCGUUGGUUUGGCAUCCUUCAGAGAAUAGCAUUUGUAUACAUGGUUAUAGCUCUCAUAGAAGCUCUGACUGUCAAGCUCAGACCUACAAUCUUAAAUCCAGGUCAUUUGGCCAUUUUCAAAGCAUACAGAUGGCAAUGGUGUGGUGGACUUGUAGCAUUUCUUGUUUACAUGGUCACAACAUAUACAUUAUAUGUGCCAGAUUGGACUUACAAUGGACCUGAAAGUAAAGUCACGGUAAGAUGUGGUAUGAGGGGGAGUUUAGGACCAGCAUGCAAUGCAGUUGGAUAUGUUGAUCGUCAAGUCUGGGGAAUUAAUCAUAUAUACACCGGGCCUGUUUGGAUACGUUUAAAGGCUUGCACUCUCAGUUCACCAAGUGCUGGUGCUCUUCGAGAUGAUGCUCCUACUUGGUGCCUUGGUCCAUUUGAACCAGAAGGACUGUUGAGUACAAUUUCAGCUAUCCUCUCCGGCACCAUUGGCAUCCAUUAUGGCCACAUAUUAAUUCAUUUCAAGGGGCACGCUGAGAGGCUAAAACAGUGGGUAUUGACAGGGUUGGGAUUACUUGUUCUUGCCAUCAUACUUCAUUUUACCGAUGCUAUUCCUAUAAACAAGCAACUCUACAGCUUCAGCUACGUUUGUUUCACAGCCGGUGUUGCUGGAAUUCUAUUUUCUGCCUUCUACAUGCUGAUUGAUGUUUGGGGAAUACGUGCUCCAUUCUUGUUCCUAGAAUGGAUAGGAAUGAAUGCAAUGCUGGUGUUUGUGCUGGGAGCGCAAGGAAUCUUAGCAGGAUUUGUAAAGGGAUGGUUCUAUGAAAAGCCAGACAACAACCUAAUAUCUUGGAUUCUUGACCAUGUUUUCAUCGAUGUGUGGAACUCGGAGAAAGUAGGGACACUGUUAUAUGUAAUAUUUGCUGAAAUCACAUUCUGGGGAGUACUUUCUGGCAUUCUGCAUAAAUUUGGUAUAUACUGGAAACUGUAGAGGGCAGAUUCAAGUGAACAAAGGACAUGGAGUGGCAGAAAUCUAGAUAAAUACAAACUUAUAAGAUUUAUAUAUGAGUGAAAGUGCACAUUUCAUUUCGGGUUGCUUAAAUUGUUUCAUUAUUGUACUUUUAAGAUUUGUAUACUUGUUAUUUAAGAUUCAUAUAUUGGACAUUAAAAUCUUGUUUUUUACUUGUAUAGAUGAU
Molecule: messenger RNA, 2033 nt
Organism: Daucus carota subsp. sativus
Lineage: Eukaryota; Viridiplantae; Streptophyta; Magnoliopsida; Apiales; Apiaceae
Exons: 13
Coding region: 320-1828 (502 amino acids)
Source: RefSeq, a predicted model, not a curated record